CUGCCACACAAGCAAACAAGCAAGCGGGGCGGUCGGGCUGGGCAGCAAUAAUGCGCACAGGAGCGGCAGUAAUGGCCGCGUGGUGCCACCACUGCCACUGCCAAUAGCAGCGGCAUUGCUGCGCUGCUGAUGCUUCGAGCCCACACACCUCCCGGUUCCUUGCUCCCUCCCUUCCCCGCGAGCCUCCGAAAUCUCGGCCCUCGGCGGCCCCGUUUCCGCCGGCUUCCGUUGGCCGCCGUGAUCCGUUGCAGACUUGCAGUUGCGGCGAGGGGAGGUGACGCGGCGGCACCAUGAGGUGGCUCAAAUCGUUGGUUGGGCUGAGGAAGGUGGAGAGGCAGCAGCGUCGCGAGGCGGAUGGAGACGUCGAGCAAAAGAAAGGGGAUGUCUACCAGUUUCAGUGGCAGGAUCAGCAUUUCCAGGAUAACGGUAGCCUUGUUAUACCAGAAGAGUUUCCUGAUGGAAAUGGUCCAUCAGAAGGCGAUUGUGAUGCGCCUUCGUGCUCAGGACCCGGAUUCAGCUCGCUUAGUAUGCCACUGCCUCAAACUGAAGAAGAGCUCAAAGAGAUCUGGGCUGCUACAAUUAUUCAGACUGUGUUUAGAGCCUUCCUGGCUAGGAGAGCCCGUCGAGCUUUAAAAGGACUGGUUAGGCUACAAGCCCUUGUAAGGGGUCAUAUAGUGAGAAAGCAAGCUGCAAUAACACUCCGAUGUAUGCAAGCUUUGGUCAGGGUACAAGCCCGUGUUAGAGCAAGGCGAGUUCGUGUGGCCUUGGAAAACCAGUCAGAUCAACAAGAUAAUGUAGAAGAGCAAGCGGAUGAUGCACAUGUUCGAGAAAUUGAGGAUGGGUGGUGUGAUAGUAUAGGGUCUGUGGAAGAUAUUCAAGCAAAACUGUUAAAGAGGCAGGAAGCAGCGGCCAAGCGUGAGCGAGCUAUGGCCUACGCUCUUUCUCACCAGUGGCAAGCAGGUUCAAGGCAACAUGCAGCCAUUACAUCAUAUGAAUUAGACAAGAACAGCUGGGGCUGGAAUUGGCUAGAGAGAUGGAUGGCUGUUCGUCCUUGGGAGAGUCGGUUCCUGGGCACUUAUGCAGCAGAUGGAAUUGCAAUCGAUACUGGAGCACAACACAGCGAGGGUAUUGCAACCAAGGCUCCAUACAAGAAACCUGUCAAGAAGCUGGCUUCAACUCUUCAUCCAAACAUGUUAAACCAGAAGGCCCGCCAGUCGAACUCAGAGGGAGGCUCCUCAUGUAACCAGUCUGGUGGUUCGGCAUCAGUUAAAUCGAAACUGAAAUUGCUACCCAGAGAUGUUUCUGAUGAAAUUCCAUCCGGUCCUUCAGGACUUGGUGUUAGGUGCAUUAGUAAUCCUAAAGAGAGGACCCGGCAUUUAGAUUUUAAGGGCAAUAAGAGGUUCUCCUUGCCUGUGACUGGUGUGGAAGCCGGCACACGCCUCACGAAUAAACCUGCGGCAUCUGCUGGUGGAUACAUGGUAGCUUUUGCCGGGAGGAAAUACGCGGCAAGGUCGCCUCCUGUUUUCGUCAGCAACAGCUCAUACACAGUAACUGGUUUCACCCUGGUCCUCGAGUUCCAGAAAGGCAUACUACAGAACUUCUUCUGGAAGACCGACGGCUGCUCGUCGUGCUCCGGGCAAUCUGAUUUCGCCUGCGUCGACCAGAGCUGCGCGAUCAAGACGUCGAGCUGCAAAGGCAACGGCGCCGGGCAGGUGGACUGCAGCCCUGGGAUACAGCUCGCCUUCUCCGGCACCGACAAGCACGAGGAGGUGCUCAACUCGUGGUACGAGGUGUCGAAGCUGCGGCAGUACUCUCUCUUCGGCCUCUUCUCCAACUUGAAGAACUCUCUCACGAAUCAGUUCAGCCAGUUCUUCUAGCCAUGUUCCCAUGCCCCCCGGCCAUCUUCCUCUACAACGUACAGCACCGUAAGGAAGGGGCAGGCGACAUUCAUAUACAUGUGUAUCCUCCCUCCUCUGCAACGUACAGCAUCAUCUCAAGGUAGGGGCAGGCGACCUUUGUAGCAUUUGGAGGCACAGGCAGUCAACAUUCGUGUACAUGUGUAUGUUUUUUUUCAUGUUACCGUUACGAUUAUGCCGAAUAGAGACAAUAAAUGACAAUUUAUGCCUAUAGUGUGAGCUAAUGUAUUUUGUGUCAGCUGUGUCAGCUGUAUGUAACGCAAGCUUUCGAUGGUUCGACUUAA
Brachypodium distachyon (stiff brome) is the source of this 2200-nucleotide messenger RNA. RefSeq lists its product as uncharacterized. The record is from RefSeq and is a predicted model, not a curated record. The coding region runs from base 291 to 1877 and encodes 528 amino acids. Gene Ontology annotation, molecular function: protein binding; metal ion binding. The transcript has 9 exons. Gene Ontology annotation, biological process: protein histidyl modification to diphthamide; tRNA wobble uridine modification. Gene Ontology annotation, cellular component: cytosol; nucleus. Lineage: Eukaryota; Viridiplantae; Streptophyta; Magnoliopsida; Poales; Poaceae.